GUGUGCCUACGGAGUGGUUGUUGCCUAUCCAAUUGUACAAUAAAACAAGGUGCUGCUUGUGUUUCUGGACUUUGCUGCAAAAACUGUCAGUUGCAUAGACAAGGGAAAAUAUGCAGAGAAAGUAUUGGUGAGUGUGACCUUCCUGAGUACUGCAAUGGGACUUCAAGCUGGUGCCCAGAGGAUGUAUUUAAGCAGGAUGGAACUCCAUGCGGUGACAAAGACUGUUGUUUCCAAGGGAAAUGCCAUAACCACGAGAGACAGUGCAAAGCUGUAUUUGGCAAAGCAGCACAUCUGGCCCCACUGAGUUGUUUCAAAGCAGUGAAUACUGAAGGUGACCGGUGUGGCAACUGCGGUGGGGAUGGACUUACUUACAAUAAAUGUGAAGAGAAAGAUGUCUUGUGUGGAAGACUGCAGUGUGUUAAUGUUAAAAAAAUACCUCAAAUGAAAAGUCUUGGGUCCAUAGUUCAAACUCCAGUUGAUGAUAUCUUGUGUUGGGGUACAGAAUUUCAUGCUGGGAGGGACAUGGUGGAUGUUGGCUCAGUGAGAGAUGGCACACCAUGUGGCGAUAACAAGAUAUGUAUAAACAGGACAUGUGUCAAUAUAAAAAUUCUGGAUUACGAUUGUAAUUACACAAAAUGCAGUAACAGAGGGCUGUGCAACAGUAAGAAAAACUGCCAUUGUGAUUUUGGUUGGGCCCCUCCAGAUUGUAAAUUAAAAGGCUUUGGAGGAAGUGUUGACAGUGGACCCCCUCCGACUGCCAGUAUGUCCAGUAGUGAGAUUGUCAUUAUGGGAAUAGCAAUAGGAAGCAUCCUUCUUCUUCUUCUGGUUCUCAGCUUUGCUGUGCAUAAAAGAGCUCAAAUUGCUCGGGUCUUUAGCAG
Molecule: messenger RNA, 878 nt
Organism: Chrysemys picta bellii (western painted turtle)
Lineage: Eukaryota; Metazoa; Chordata; Testudines; Emydidae
Source: RefSeq, a predicted model, not a curated record